This is a messenger RNA of Arvicola amphibius (Eurasian water vole), 3729 nucleotides long. It is a transcript of the gene Atg14, whose product is annotated as autophagy related 14. Lineage: Eukaryota; Metazoa; Chordata; Mammalia; Rodentia; Cricetidae. Gene Ontology annotation, biological process: autophagosome assembly; mitophagy; cellular response to starvation. Gene Ontology annotation, cellular component: mitochondria-associated endoplasmic reticulum membrane contact site; extrinsic component of phagophore assembly site membrane; phosphatidylinositol 3-kinase complex, class III. The transcript has 10 exons. Bases 223 to 1755 code for a protein of 510 amino acids. The record is from RefSeq and is a predicted model, not a curated record.
UUCAUCCAUUGCAAUACUUGGCCUGACGUUCUGGAGUUGCAAAGCUCCAGUCGGCUGGCCGAAACGCGGAGCCGCCUCGGGGGACGGCGGGGAAGAAGACCCGGGGAGCCCGAGUCCCACGACCAUCGGCCUCCGGGUCCCGCCCCGAGCCUCUGAGCCACGCCUCCACCCUCUAGACCCCACCUUCUGUCCCGGCCUCCAGGCCCCGCCUCCGCGCCCAGGAUGCACCUGGAUGAAAACAAAAUCCCACGUGACUGGCCCUGCGCUCAGACCAUCAUGGCGUCUCCCAGUGGGAAGGGAUCCUGGACGCCCGAGGCUCCUGGCUUUGGGCCGCGCGCGCUAGCUCGAGACCUGGUGGACUCGGUGGACGACGCAGAGGGGCUGUACGUGGCGGUCGAGCGGUGUCCUCUGUGCAACACCACUCGCCGGCGGCUGACUUGUGCCAAGUGCAUCCAGAGCGGUGAUUUCGUCUAUUUCGACGGCCGCGACAAGGAGAGGUUUAUUGACAAGAGGGAAAGGCUGAACCAGCUUAAGAGCAAGCAAGAGGAGUUUCAAAAGGAAGUACUAAAAGCUAUGGAAGGAAAACAGCUAACAGAUCAGUUGAGAUGGAAAAUAAUGUCAUGCAAGAUGAGGAUUGAGCAGCUGAAACAAACAAUAUGUAAAGGAAAUGAAGAAAUGAAGAAAAAUUCUGAAGGCCUUCUCAAAAACAAGGAGAAGAACCAGAAGCUUUACAGCCGAGCCCAGCGGCACCAAGAGAAAAAGGAGAAGAUUCAGCGGCACAACCGCAAGCUUGGGGACCUGGUGGAGAAGAAAACCAUUGACUUGAAGAGUCACCAUGAGCGGCUGGCGCGUUUGCGAAGGUCCCACAUCCUAGAGCUCACCUCCGUCAUCUUCCCAAUGGACGAAGUGAAGACUUCUGUGAGAGAUCCCGCAGACGUGUCUUCGGAGAGUGACAGCGCCAUGACAUCCAGCAUGGUGAGCAAGCUUGCUGAGGCCCGGAGGACAACCUACCUCUCUGGAAGAUGGGUCUGUGAUGACCACAACGGUGACACCAGCAUCAGCAUUACAGGCCCUUGGAUUAGCCUCCCGAACAACGGGGACUACUCUGCCUACUACAAUUGGGUAGAAGAGAAGAAAACCACCCAAGGGCCUGACAUGGAGCACAACAACCCUGCCUACACUAUCAGUGCCGCGCUGUGCUACGCCACUCAGCUCGUCAACAUUGUGUCUCACAUACUUGAUAUCAAUCUUCCCAAGAAGCUGUGCAACAGUGAGUUCUGUGGAGAAAACCUCAGCAAACAGAAACUGACGCGCGCGGUGAGGAAACUGAACACAAACAUCCUUUACCUUUGUUCCUCGCAGCAUGUGAAUUUAGAUCAGUUACAACCACUGCAUACACUCAGAAACCUAAUGCAACUGGUCAGCCCACACUCGGAGCACCUUGGCAGGUCAGGACCCUUUGAAGUGCGAGCAGACCUUGAGGAGUCCAUGGAAUUUGUGGACCCUGGAGUUGCUGGAGAAUCAGACGUGAGUGGAGACGAGCCUGUAAGCGAUGAGGAGACUGACCUGGGCACGGACUGGGAGAACCUGCCGAGCCCCCGAUUCUGUGACAUCCCUUCCCAGCCAGUGGAAGUUUCCCAGAGCCAGAGUACCCAGGCCUCCCCACCCAUUGCCAGCAGCAGUGCGGGUGGGAUGAUCUCGUCCGCUGCAGCCUCGGUGACCUCCUGGUUCAAAGCUUAUACUGGACACCGCUAAUGAGUGUCAGCCAGAACACGCGAGAUCUUUCCACUGCACCCUAAUAACCUUGUGUGUGUAGUUACCAGAGGGCUAACCUAGUGUGAGGACAAGCACAUGUGCCUCUCAGGUGGCCUGUGAUGGGGACCAUGCUCAGGGCCUCCUUGGCCCCCGGUCCUAGAUCUUAGACCCCACAGCGUGCUGCUGUCUGGGAUGCCUAGUGUCUUCCUGACGUAAGUUCUAGACUUUGUCAGGUCACAAGGAAGUGUUUCUUGGUAGUGAGGGAUGAGAGACAAAAGCUGAGUUUUUUUCUGUCAUCUUUUGAGAGACUGCCAGCCGCAGCUUUGGUCUUCCGGGGGAGGCUGGCAUCUGGGCGGUGGUGGGCACCUGGAGGGCAGGUGGUGGGCACGUGGAGGGCAGGUGGGGAUUCUGCUCUCGCUGUCGUCAUGCAUCACAUUCCUGAUUCUCUGCCACACACCAAAGAAACUACGGUCUUUCUUCCACGAGUGGGGAGUCCUAGCUGCAACGUUUAGAGAUGUUGGGACAGUUUUCUUGUGCUCUUGUUUAAGUCAUUGGCGAUGUCUGUGCUACACGCAUUUGAAGUGGACUUUUCACUACCAUCCCUGUAUGAGCUAAACGCUGCCUGGGCAGCUUGAACACUUGAUUAAGUGCUCGUUCUCUUGCUGCAGUUUCUUGGAGGGGGACUAAGCAGUAGCAGGUGUUCCGGGGAACCCCCUGCUUGUCCUUGAGGUCUCCAUGGCUCCAGAGGCCGCACAUUGCAGAGCACUGUGCGGCUGUCCCAGGAAGUGCGCGAGGAAUUUCCUCCAAGAGACCAUUUUAAUGACAAUCUUACAGAAAAUUAUAACGAGAGGCAUUAUAGUAAAACUUGGAAGUAGUUCUUUUUUAUUUUUAAUAACUUCAAAAAAGAGAGAAGUCCUAUGUAACAGACCACAGAAAUCUUUUGGAAACUACCCCUCUCCCGCGGCAGUGCCAUACCUUCCCGGCUGAACUGGUGUGGUGGCACCUCAGGCAAGUGCUUCAGCAGUUUGCCGCGCCCUGGCUUCUGUUCACGUCGUUAUGGUUGUUACUUUACAGACUGAGGUGCUAGCGAGCAUUUGCUGUUGUAGACCUGUAGGAAGGAAGGAGCCCGUGGUCCCGCUCUAGAUACUCCACCCGAGGAGGAGACCCCUUCCCUCCUGCAGGCACCAUUGACCGACGUCUGUUCCAUGUCAGCUCCAUCACUGUUGGAUUUGCAUCUUGCCGUCUCCUUCUAGACUCUGUAGGCUGAGUCUGGUGGGAUGAGCAGACACCAACUGGGAAAGGACCCAUGAGCUUGAGCCGCACAGAGAGUGCAGGCGUCACAGACUCGUGCCCACGGCAGUUAGAACGGAUGCGGGAGUGAGGCCUGAUGGGUAUUUGGUCUUAGUGUAAAGUAGAGGCACUUCUGUCACUUUAUGUCACAGUCGAUGACCGCCUAGGCUGCUGAAAUAAUCGAGGUUCGUUAUUUUGCACUGGAUCCACCUGUUGUAAAUAUUCUUAAAUACACAUUUCAACCACUGUUUCCCCCGUACUCUUUGCUGCUCAUUAAAACCUUUCAUGUAGGUGCCAGGACCAUCUGUAAACAGCUUUCAGAAACAAUGAAGCUGGUAUUUUUGUAAACCAAAAGCCAUAGAAGUUGGCCAUCUUUUCCAUUUUAAAAUGAUUUAUUGAAACAAGGUAAUACUGAUAGAAACUCAGAGGCACCACAUAGGCUGCUUUAAAUGGUCUUAUAAAAGGCAUUUUUAUGUAAGUGAAUAGAACCAAGAGUAACUUAAUGGAGAGACAGUCAGUCCCCAUGGUAUGGUGGACGCCGUGGGUGAGGAGUCGGCGUGCUUUGGGGAAGGGUUGCAGUGUCGGAGCCCCCUCGCUGCACCUGAGACUUCCGCGUCAGGGUGAGUCACACAGACGUUUUCUAAGCUUUUAUUGUAUUACUGCAAUAAAUCCUUUAACAGUAAA